AUGGUCUUGGAUCCAGAUGGCAGAGAGGUGGAAUGCAAGAAGGAAGAGGCGGAGUGCAAGAAGUUUGGGAACACCAGAAUUGCUGGAGAGGCUGGAUCAUAUGAGAGCGAAGGGCGUUCCCCAACUCACAUUACGGUGCUUUGUCGAGGCCGAGUCUUUGUCUUUGAUGUAAUGCAUGAAGGAUGUUUGAUGACCCCACCAGAGAUUCACAGGCAAUUGACAUAUAUUCACAAGAAGUGCCAUAGUGAACCCGAUGGACCUGGGAUACCAGCAUUAACCAGUGAGGAGCGAACCCGAUGGGCUAAGGCACGAGAAUAUUUGAUUAGUCUUGAUCCGGAGAACUUGACUAGGUUAGAAAAAAUUCAAAGCAGUUUACUGGUGUAUUCCCUAGAGGAUAGCAGUCCACAUGUAACGCCAGAAGAUUAUUCUCAGGUAACUGCAAUGAUUCUUGCAGGAGAUCCAACAUUACGCUGGGGAGACAAAUCUUAUAACUUGAUUUCCUUUUCCAAUGGAGUAUUUGGCUGUAAUUGUGAUCAUGCUCCUUUUGAUGCAAUGGUUCUAGUAAACGUCAGCCAUUAUGUUGAUGAGAAAAUUGUAGAGAAUGAAGGAAGAUGGAAGGGUUCAGAAAAAGUACGGGAUAUAUCACUUCCAGAGGAGCUCGUUUUCACUGUGGAUGAUAAAAUCCUAAACAACAUUAAACAGGCUGAAUCCCAAUAUCUCAAGCAGGCAUCUGAUCUGCAGAUUGUGGUGUAUGCCUUUACAUCUUUUGGCAAAAAACUAACCAAGAAGAAGAGGCUUCACCCUGAUGCAUUUAUUCAGCUUGCACUUCAGCUGGCCUAUUAUAGACUUCAUGGACGCCCUGGCAGCUGCUAUGAAACUGCCAUGACCAGAUACUUUUAUCAUGGCCGCACAGAGACUGUGAGGUCAUGUACAGUAGAAGCAGUCAGGUGGUGCCAGUCCAUGCAGGAUCCCUCUACUAGUCCUCUUGAGCGACAGCGAAAGAUGUUACAAGCUUUUGCAAAACAUGAUAAAAUGAUGAAAUAUUGUUUGGCUGGAAAAGGAUUUGACCGUCAUCUUUUAGGUCUUUUACUCAUAGCAAAAGAGGAAGAUCUUCCAGUUCCAGAACUCUUUACAGACCCACUUUUCUCUAAAAGUGGAGGAGGUGGAAACUUUGUUCUCUCAACAAGUCUGGUUGGGUAUUCAAGAGUCCUGGGAGUGGUGGUUCCCAUGGUACACAAUGGCUAUGGAUUUUUCUACCACAUCAGAGAUGACAGGUUUAAUGUGGCCAGUACAGCCUGGAAAUCCUGCCCAGAAACUGAUGCAGAAAAGCUGGUUCAGCUGGUUUUUCAUUCUUUCCAAGAUAUGAUGCAACUGAUGAACACUGCUCAUCUUUAGAGACUAGUCAUUUAUUAAGCAUUUACAAAAAUAUUACACUGGGUGUGGAGAGUGGGUUGUUGAUGUGAGAUAGAAAGGAAUAUUGAUUUAAGGAAACUUGUUAAAUGUAGAAAUAGGUAGAAUCACGUUUUUUAAAUCUCUUCUCACCUAGAAGAUAAAAAUAGGAUUUUUAAGCUUCCUCUGAUGCAGUAGCAAUGCAAAUUGGUACAAUGAGAUAUAGCAUCAUGCGAAAGUUGAAGAUGAGCCUCAACAAUGCAAGUCUUCAAUUUUUAAUAAUGCAAGUCUUACUCUUAACUUACAAAUAUUUUUGUUGGUACCUGUAUAGGUUAUAAAUCCUCUGACCAUCAUUGUAGAGUCUGUCUUCCAAGCACUUUAAGAGUUUCUAGUUGCCAAAGGAUAUAAAGUACAUGAUUAAAUGCUAACUCCCCAUGAAAUCAUUGCCUUCCACAUUCAGCACAGGGAUACAAGCCUGCUUUGUUUGAUGGGAAAGGCCACUACAAUUUACUGGUCAUUUAAAAGUAGAAUUUCUGUUGGAUAUAAGAAUUAGAGGGAGGUUUAUACCCUGUGAUGCGUAUAGACAAAAAACCUAUCAAAAUUCAUUAUAACUAGUUUGUGAAUAUAUAAAAUGAAAGCACGUAUUUAGAGUUGGCGACUUUAAAAAGAUUGAAUGUUGAAUCAGAUUCUCAGGAUUUUACAGGGUUUUUUUUCCCCUGCUGUUCAAAAUAGAAAAUAAAGCUGUCAAUCCUAUA
This is a messenger RNA of Herpailurus yagouaroundi (jaguarundi), 2144 nucleotides long. RefSeq names its product carnitine O-octanoyltransferase (gene CROT). The coding region runs from base 1 to 1395 and encodes 464 amino acids. The record is from RefSeq and is a predicted model, not a curated record. Lineage: Eukaryota; Metazoa; Chordata; Mammalia; Carnivora; Felidae. Gene Ontology annotation, molecular function: carnitine O-octanoyltransferase activity. Gene Ontology annotation, cellular component: peroxisome. The transcript is spliced from 14 exons.